This is a messenger RNA of Mercenaria mercenaria, 1152 nucleotides long. Its product is annotated as translation initiation factor IF-2-like. The record is from RefSeq and is a predicted model, not a curated record. The transcript has a single exon. Lineage: Eukaryota; Metazoa; Mollusca; Bivalvia; Venerida; Veneridae. Bases 1 to 1152 code for a protein of 383 amino acids.
AUGGAAACUAAUACUUCAGAGUCUGCAAACGGAACAUCUUUCACACCUAUCGGCUCUGUUGGUGGUGCUGGACCCGAUGCAGAUGCGGCUACAAUAGCAGCAUGGCAAGCAGUCGUGAAAGCUGCCCAAAUAAAUGCUGGUGGUGGUUCGGCUGAUGCAAGUUCACUUAUAUCACAACAACAGUUGCAACAACAACAACAACAACAGCAGCAAAUUUUGAAUCCAAAUUGGAUGAGUAUGUUCCCUGGGAUGAUACCACAGCAGAUUCCAGUGGUGACCCCAGCUCCUCCAACACCGCAAACUGGACUUGCAGGCCUUGGCCUUGAUGCCGCAGCACUCAUGCAACUAUUAAACCUUCAGCAACAACAGAAUAAACCAACAACUGCUCCCACUACAAAAGCCCCUCCUACCACUACCCAGAAACCAAGAAGAAAAAUUCCUAUCCGACCUGACCCAAAGACUAGAGAGUUUGUAAGAAACAUGUUUAUUGAUAAUAUGGCCCCAGGCGUAGACCCUUUAUCUAUUCUUAUUGGUCUGACUCCAGAAAUGUUGAUGAAAUCUGGAGUCAAUCCUCUUAUCGCUAAUAGUGGAGAUCUCGCAAGAAUUGUUCCUGCUGUAGAAAGGGCGCUUGGAAUUUCGUUAAAACCAAUACCAGUUCGUCCAGGCCCAGGAGGCAGGGCAGCGGCAGCAGCAACCCCACCAAGUGGUUUUCAACCACUUAAUAUUAGAGGAAGGGGAGGUCCUGACACGCCUGGAUCUGCAAGGCGAGAGUUCAUGCUUCAACAGCGAAUGAUGAACGAAAUGAUGGGACUGUUAGGUCUGGGUCCUGAACCAUUAGAACCAGGGGAUCCAGGAUACCGCGGACCAGGUGCUAGAAGUGGUAGAGGUGCUGCGGGUGGACCGAUGGGCGGAGGAAUGGCUGGUAGAGGCCGCCCUCUGGAAAUGACAGACGCUCAGCAAAUUGCAAUUGAGCGGCAAAUGGCUCAAGGAAGAGGACCUGCACAUGGACCCGGAAUGGGCGGAGGUGCCGGAUUUGGGGGUGGAGGCGGAUUUGGUGGCGGACCGAUGGGUGGUGCCGGUGGCGGAAUGGGUGGAGCGGCAGGAGGUCAACAAAGCGCAUUAAAUGCUCAAAUGGAAAUGCUUGGAUUGUAA